Molecule: messenger RNA, 166 nt
Organism: Alternaria conjuncta
Lineage: Eukaryota; Fungi; Ascomycota; Dothideomycetes; Pleosporales; Pleosporaceae
Exons: 1
Biological process (GO): protein polyubiquitination; protein monoubiquitination
Molecular function (GO): ubiquitin protein ligase activity
Source: RefSeq, a predicted model, not a curated record
AUGCCAAAAAGCACGGCCGGCUCGAACCAAGGCGACUCACACGAUACGUGCGUAAUAUGUCUCUCUUCGGUCACAGAGAGGGCCAUCACGUCCCCAUGCAACCACUACACAUUUGACUUUGUAUGCCUCGUGUCCUGGUUGAAGCAGCGGUCGACUUGCCCGCUAU